Talpa occidentalis (Iberian mole) is the source of this 4059-nucleotide messenger RNA. It is a transcript of the gene ARMC12, whose product is annotated as armadillo repeat containing 12. The record is from RefSeq and is a predicted model, not a curated record. Gene Ontology annotation, cellular component: nucleus. Lineage: Eukaryota; Metazoa; Chordata; Mammalia; Eulipotyphla; Talpidae. The transcript is spliced from 6 exons. The coding region runs from base 2918 to 4021 and encodes 367 amino acids.
GGGUCGGGUGUCUGGAGAAGGAAACAGACAGGGAUUAUGGAAUUUGCCCCGGCGGGUCGGACUCGUGCGGCUUCUUCCUUUAGGUACAGAGCAGGCUAACGAUCCUCUAGCUUCCCCUAAGCGACGCGCGCCGGCCGGGGUCACCCUCGGCAGUGGCCUGUAGGGCCCAGGAGGCCCCCCACGGUGCUUGAGCCUUAGCUCUAACUAGGCUGAAGACUGAUUGCUAGAGCUCUGGUAAAGAGAAUAGGGGGCGGUCUUAGAAUUUCAUUAGCUAGAGGAUGGUUUUUAGAAACAAAGUACCUCACGAAAAUGGGGGAGAGGCCGGGUGGGUAGGGCUCCUGACUGUGGUAUUUGUGGGGCCCACAAAGAGGGCUCCCAAGUUGCUCAGGGCAGUCAGAUACUUAGAGGAAUUGUGAUGGAUUUGCCUGAAGAUGGGGGGGAGGUGUAGAGAGUAAGUGGAAAGGGGGGAGAUGAAUAAUGUGCCUUUCAGGCCUCAUUGAGACACUCAACCUGUGUGCUCACCCCCUUCCACAUGAGGCAUGAGGCCUCCUCUUGGGAAGAAGAGAACCCAACUUUGGAGGCUAUCAUUUCCACUGCUAGGAUGGGGAGGUGAGAUCAGAUCUUUUCCUUCUCCUCCCUUUUCUUUUUCUCCCAGCAGUAUCUCCACACCCCCUGGCCUCACAGAACAGCGGGGCUGGAAGCCCCAAGCCAGGCUCAGCUUCCAAGGCAGCACUGAGAGAAAUUGCAGAUUUCACCUGACUUUGAGCUCCUGGGCUGCACCAGGGGUUGAAGGAGGUGGGGCAACAGGAAAAGAGCAUCCCCUGUCCACUCACAGCCUUCAACCCCAGGUUGAGGGUGUCACUCCUAAGUGGUCCUUCUCUUCCUUUCUUCACUUCCACCUCUCUUCGAGGGCCAGUCCUAAUACUCUACUAAGUCCCAAGGUGUGUAACUCCUUGGACCUCCUUCAAUGAGGGAUGAAUAGAAACCCUCAGAAGACUCCCCACUGCUAUGGGACCACCCAUCAUGUCCCAUGAAUUCUGGGCAGGAAAUAGAUGUCUUAUGGGGACUGUUUUAGGCUCCAAGGCUCCCCCGGUGAAUCUGAGGCUGUAAUUUUCAGAACAAGAUCCGGGCCCUUCUCUGUUUUAGGACUCAGAGCUACGGGCCUUUCCAGCCCCUGGAGUGAUUCUGCAAUCAAUCCUCACAUGGUUCUUUAAAGCCCUCCAAAAGAGAGUUCUUUCUUGGCUUUAACCUAACUCCUUCUUGCUACACUUAAAUGUCAUUUCUUGUUUCCCUCCUCAAAUGAUUCAGAGGGAUUAGAGGCAUUCUUCCCCAGUGUGACAUUUUCACCAGUCCACAGCACAACGAAAAGGAAAACAUUAAGACAGAGGAAUGUCUAUUGUUGUCCUUUCUCGGGAAUGACUGUUUUUGGUUCAGUUGUUCUUGAGAAUUAAAACCCACUUGCUUUUAUGAAAUGAUGGCGAUAAUAGAUGAUAGAUAAUAGAUAAUGGAAUGUUCUUAGGGAACAUAACUGCAACUCUCCGUGGAAACUUGGCUUUGUUUACUUUUUUCCUGUCAAAUUAGACCUGGACCACGGGCUAGAGACAAAGCUGAGAUUCUAGACACACAGAUGGCCCCGGGUUUCUGUCUGGCCCUCACCAAGACAAAAAGGAUACCAGCUGCCCUGUAUCUGCUUUCUCCGCUGCGGUUACCAACUUUUUGCCUCGAAGGCUGAUGCUCCCAUCAUGUUAGGUGCGUUUAGUUUAGUGGAGUGAGGCUGUAGCCCGACUGCCAGGUUCAAAAUCAGUUCAGUCAUAGACUCAGUUCUGUGAUCUUUACACCUCAUUUUCCUCACCUUUAAAAUGGGAAUAAUACCACCUUGGGGAUGCUUGUGAGUAUUAAGUGCUCAGAACAGUGCCCAGUACAUGGAGCCCCCCGAUGCUGACUAUAAUAGAAUUACUACUACAAGCAGGUUUCAUCUGGACCAACAUGGCUGGGGUGUGGGGGGGUCCUAUCAUAUUUAGGACCCUCAUGGUUUAGGGGCACAGACCCACCCAAAAUUAAUCCUGGAGUUUUAGAAUGGUAAAUCUGGAUCCCCUCUGGUUACAAAUGCAGAACUGGAGACCCAGGCAAGGGCAGAUCCCUUACUCCACCAGUGACUCACUGUUUAAUGGGCCUGGGGCCUUUGUAUCCGGAUUCUCAUUGUUCUGCCCUGGAUGAAUGACAGAACAUGACUUGAGUACCUACUAAGUGCAGGACUUUGUGCUGGAUGUUGCAGAUGCAAAUACACUUGCUCUCAGAACUUUUGGUCAGUCAGGUAAAUAUCUGUCAUAGGGGAACUUGCGUAAGAUAAUGGAUUUACCUCACGACUGCAACACUUUACAAGGAACUUCUCUCCAUUUCAUUCUCCCAUGGAAGGGGAGGCUGAGCGGAAACACCGUAGGCCUAGCAAUGGAUCUAUGGUCAAGAGAUCAAGGUUGGGAAGGAAGUGAGGGAACAGAGCUGCCACUGUUCACACCCCAGACACCCUCCCAGGAACCUCUAAAAGGCCCAGUCCCGAAAUGUGGCCUCUGCUGCCCUCUAAUGGAGAAAGGCAGCCCUGGAGCCCCCACUAACCUGGUAUCCCUAAAAGAAAAGGGAGAGAGGGCCUUCCUGCCUGCCCUUUGACUUUGUAUUCCCCUAGAAUCCUGAGCUUCGUUUCCUGCAGUCUCUGAAGCUGAACCUUCUGUUCUCUGAGGAGCCCUGACUGCCCCAAUUCCCGACCACCCCCCUCCAUCUACUAUUUCCCCAGUUUCCUUUGUUGCCUGGGUUCCGAUUCUGGUGCCCGGGUGCCUGGCCCUAACAGGGUUCUGGUUCCGGAAGGCCCCUGCCAGGUGCCUCGGGCCUCGCUCCCACCCAGGCACAAGGUGGCACUGAAGACAUGGGCGUGAACGUCCCCCAGUGUGUGAAGCAACUGGACAUCCGCAAAACUAUAGUGAGCCUGGCCACGGGCGCUGGGGCCAUCUAUCUACUCUACAAGGCCAUCAGGGCUGGUAUAAGAUGCCAGCCGCCCCUCUGCACCAACUCGCCCAUCUGCAUCGCCCGUGAGUGUCCGGGCCCUAGGGAGAGGGCUCUGUCCCAGGAGGUACCCGCUUCUGAGUCAUCCAGUGUGGGAGGGCCCAAAGGCCUGGCGAUCGAGCGGGAGCGACAUGGGCGGGACUCAGGUGAGAUCCGGAGGCUCCUCAACUCUUUGGAGUGCAAACAGGACGAGUUCGCCAAGAGCAUGAUCCUGCACAGUAUCACCCGCUGUGUGUACUUGCUGGAGGCAGAGGCCUCUGCUUGUUCUACUGAUGACAUCAGGUUGGUGGGCGAAAUGCUGGAUGACAGGGACAACAGUGUCAAAAUCCAAGCUCUGAACACACUUAAAGCUUUCUCUGGCAUCCGAAAAUUCAGGCUCAAAAUCCAGGAGCACAGCAUCAAGGUGCUGGAACUGGUCUCCACCAUCUGGGACUCAGAGCUGCACGUCGCAGGCCUCAGACUCCUCAACAGCCUCCCACUGCCUGAUUAUGUGCAUCCACAGCUGCGGCGGGUGAUGCCUGCCUUGAUGGAGAUCCUGCAGUCAGACUAUAUCCUGGCGCAGGUGCAAGCUAUACGACUGCUGAGCUACCUGGCACAGAAACAGGACCUUCUCUAUGAUAUUCUCAACUGCCAGGUGCAUGACAACUUUCUGAACCUGUUCCAGGCUACACAGUCAGGGAGUUUGCUGUUCGAGGCACUGGUGUUUGCUGAGCGGCUGAGUGAGGGCCGGAAUUCACCUCAUUACCGUGCCGUGAAAUGGCAUUACAAUGAACAGUCUCUGCAUGAAGCUCUCUUUGGAGAUGAGUCACGACUGGCAGACCGGCUGCUCGCCUUGGUUAUCCACCCUGAGGAGGAGGUUCAGAUCCAGGCGUGCAAGGUCAUAGUCAGCCUGCAGUGUCCUCCAGAUGUGGGAUGCCGGCCUUCUUCCUGCCAGCCUAGUCAUUCCUACUUUAAUAAUGGGGAAUAAAAUUAAGGAGAGCCAAUAAAUGAGUAUGGGAGAGAAAC